Molecule: messenger RNA, 3276 nt
Organism: Symbiodinium sp. CCMP2592
Lineage: Eukaryota; Dinophyceae; Suessiales; Symbiodiniaceae
Source: the annotation of a GenBank genome assembly
AUGGACCCGUCCCUACGGCAGAAGGGAGGCCGUCUGCAGAUUGAUACAUCUUUGAAGCCACCUUCGUUGAAAAUACCAGAGACACACGGAUCCCAUGGACACGCCCAUGGCAAAGCCCGUGUUCCACACACGAAGAUCUAUUUUCAUGUAGCAUGCUCCACCUCGCCUGGCGAGUAUGUCCGUGUUGUCGGCGACCAUGAAAGCCUUGGGAGCUGGCAAUCCAAGCGAGGCAUACAGUUGGAGACCAACGAUGACAUAUACCCCGUUUUCAUCUCCCCCAAUCCGAUUUUCGUAGAGCUGCAUGCGCGUGUGCAGUACAGAUAUGUACUUUGCGGCCCUGAUGACGAGCCUAGGGAAUGGGAGGGAUCCGAGCAAACACGCUCGCUGAUAGCCAAUGGAACGGAGAUGACCAUGGAAGAUGAUGAUGGAAUCUUCCGGCAAAAGGUCGGCUUUAACGAACAGCAAGAUAGUGACGAUGAGUUUGACGACAUGUACCACAUACAAACCAGGUCGUCGUUGGUGAAGAACAUGGACACAGAUCAGAAGCGGUCAUUCCUCAAAGAGGUGCUGGAAGACCAAAUCGAGAUAGGUGCCAGGGACACAAUCUUUAUGCUUGCUUUCCAGCUGCCCGUCAAAGUUUUCAAGGACAGUGGCGGGACCUGGAGGCUCAGCGAAAAGGCGCCCAAUGAUGGCCGCAACUUCGCUUUCCUGCCGCUCUUGCAGGAAGUCAAGGACAAGAAGAAGCUGAAAGUUGUCAACAUUGGUUGGCCAGGCGUGCACCCCGAGAACGACAGGGAAAAGAGAGAGAUCGAAAAGCUGCUUGCAGCUCAUGACUUCGUUCCGGUUUUCCCUCCACGUGCUGAGUUUGAGGCUUUCCUCAACUUCUGUCGCACAUUCCUUUGGCCCGUGCUUCAUGACAGCAUGCAGUUCUUCCAGUCGGCGAAGGGUGAACCCUUCAGCGAACAGGGCUGGGCAGCAUACCAACACAUCAACAACAUCUACGCCUUGGCUGUGGUGCCGCACACGCAUGAGAACGACUUGAUCUUCAUUCAGGACUACCACAUGCUGAUGACCCCAACCUUCAUUGCGCGGAAGAUUCACAAAGCAAACAUUGGAUUCUAUCUCCAUGCACCCUUUCCGUCCUCGGACAGUUUCAAGACCCUCCCAGUCCGUGAGGAAAUUCUGGCAGGCAUGCUUAGUGCCGAUCAAUUAGGUUUUCAGUUUUUCUCUUACGCUCGGAACUUCCUCGUGAGCUGCAAGAGAGUAUAUGGUCUUGAUCCUACUUUCCGAGCUGGUGGCUUCACGGGCCUGGAGUACAACGGGAGGACGGUUAUGAUCAAGGUCGCGCACUUUGCGUACCCUUACCAGGCCAGCAUCAAGGUGGUGAACUGCGACGAGGUGCAAAAGGAGACCUCGAAGAUCAAACGACUCUUUGAAGGCAAGACGAUCUUCGCAUGCAUGGAUAGGGCCGAUGGCUUGUCUGCCCUUAUUCCAAAGUUUCAAGCCUUCAGGCAGUUCUUGAAGGAGAGGCCAGAGCAUCAAGGAAAGGUAAUCUUGAUCCAGUAUUGCUUUGACUCUCUGGGUGCAAAAGAUGCCAACACAGCGGCCCAGCUUCGCGCGGAAGCCGAUGCUUUGAUCAAUGGCCAGCUGGAGAUAACGACGAAGGACGGGGGAUCGCCUGAUGAUUGCAGCAUCUUCCUGCGCUUCGAAAGGAUCGAGCGAACAGACAGGCUAGCAUUGUUCAGGGCUGCUGACGUGCUGCUAGAUACAAGUGCCAAGAAUGGUCUGAAUCUCAUGCCGUUUGAAUUUGUGGCCGCGCACCACGACAUGGAUGACAACAAGGCAUGCAUCGUCAGCGAAUUCUCGGGUUGCAGUCGAGUGCUUUUGGGGUCCUUGCGUGCCAACCCGUGGAACAACUCUGCGCUUUGCGGUAUCAUGCAGCGAGCCCUCACCAUGACAGAGGAGGAGAGGAAGGAUCGGUUUCAGUGCAAUCUGCAGUAUGUCUCGCAGAAUUCUCCUAUGGUUUGGUUCGAAGAUUUCCUGACCGACUUGAAGCGAGCACGAAAGAAAGAUGACAUCAGAAUUGAAAGUAUCGGCUUUGGUGCCAAAAUCCGCCAGGUUGCCAUAGGCACAAAUUUUCAGAAGCUGCCCAUCGAUGGUGUGCUACAUGCUUUCCGUCAGGCCAGAACGCGUGUUUUCUUCUUCGACAACGAAGGCACCCUAGCCACGGACAAGAGGCAUGUGUACCGUCAGUAUGGCGCACACAUGGGCGACCUCACAGACCUGCAAAGCCGCGGGUCGGCUCCCAAUCAGCAAGUCAUGGACUGCUUGCAGACCCUGUGCUCGGAUAACCACAACAUUGUGGUGAUUCUGAGUGGCCGUAAUCGUGAAAUGAUGGAAGGGUGGUUUGGGAGUGUGCCCCGCUUGGGCUUGGCGGCAGAACGCGGAUUCUUCUACAAGCUUCCCUUCAACACGGGGGGACAGUGGCACUGCAUGGUGCAGCGGCCAGACUACACAUGGAAGUCUUUUGCCUUUGAGAUCAUGCGGAACUUUGUGAAGCGAACACAGGGAAGCUUCAUCGAGAACAAGGGCAGCGCUUUGGUUUGGCAGUACCGAGACGCAGACCCCCACUUUGGAUCUUGGCAGGCCAAGGAGCUCAGCAGCCAUUUGAAAGAGUUGCUCAUUGGCUAUGACCUCGAGAUCUUGGAAGGCAAGGGCUAUGUGGAGGUCAAGGUCAGUGGCGUGAACAAGGGCGUGGCCGUGACCAAGGCACUUACCAAGGUGUCGCAGUCCUUCGGCGAGGUAGACUUCAUUCUAUGCAUUGGUGACGACCGCAGCGAUGAGGAUAUGUUUGAAGUGGUCAAUCAGAUGUUGGAUCCAGCAGAUGAGUUGGAGACGCCUUCGCAGGUCAGCCAAACUGAGGACAGCUCGGAGAACGACGAGAGCGUUUCGAAGCUGAAGGCCAAGUCGGAUACCUCACUCCUCCCAAAGCGUCAGAGCAGUGGGAAACUCUCAGGAGGAGGCGGGCUUUGUGGCUUUGGUGGAGACCUCCGAGGGAGUUUGUCAGGUGGUUUGGCAAGCCUUGGUGAGGAUAACACACCGCAGGUCACUAGAAGGUUUUUUACCUGCACUGUUGGCCGAAAGCCCAGUGCGGCGAAAUUCUUCCUGGAUGACACCGAGGAGGUUUCUGAGUUGCUCGCGAGUUUGAGGCAGGUUCAAGAGAAACAGGCCAAAGUUCCGUAUCCGAGUGCGCGGUACGACAGUUUCACCCGUUAG